Molecule: messenger RNA, 1272 nt
Organism: Pyrgilauda ruficollis (rufous-necked snowfinch)
Lineage: Eukaryota; Metazoa; Chordata; Aves; Passeriformes; Passeridae
Gene: RAD52
Product: RAD52 homolog, DNA repair protein
Exons: 11
Coding region: 10-1272 (420 amino acids)
Biological process (GO): mitotic recombination; DNA recombinase assembly; double-strand break repair via single-strand annealing
Cellular component (GO): nucleus
Source: RefSeq, a predicted model, not a curated record
UCCCUAGGGAUGCCUGAGAGCCAGGGGAAGGACAGUGAGAGCUACAGCAGCAGCAGCAGCAGCUCCAACACUGUUAACUCAGCGGCUUCCUUUGGACAGUAUCAGUACACAGCCAGCGAGUAUCGAGCUAUUCAGCACGCUCUGCGGCAGAGGCUGGGCCCAGACUACAUCAGCAGCCGGCAGGCAGGAGGAGGGCAAAAGGUCUGUUACAUUGAGGGUCACAAGGUCAUCAGUCUGGCCAAUGAAAUGUUUGGCUUCAAUGGCUGGGCUCACUCAGUCACUCAGCAGAAUGUUGACUUUGUUGACCUCAACAAUGGCAGGUUCUACGUGGGUGUCUGUGCUUUUGUGAAAGUUCAGCUUAAGGAUGGGUCAUACCAUGAAGAUGUGGGCUAUGGAGUCAGUGAAGGCCUGAAGUCUAAAGCCUUAUCCUUAGAAAAGGCAAGAAAGGAGGCAGUAACAGAUGGACUGAAGAGAGCACUCAAGUGCUUUGGCAAUGCUCUUGGGAACUGCAUCCUGGACAAGGACUACCUGCGAGCCGUGAACAAGCUUCCCCGGCAGGUACCCCCUGAGUUAGACUUGGUCAAAGCUAAAAUGCAGGACUAUGAGCCUGAAAUAGAGCAAGCAAGAUACAGCAGCUAUGUGGAAAGGCAGAGUGCAGCAGGGAGACAGCACUGUGAGGUGACACCUGGCUGUAAGCCUGGCCAGACAGAGGUUGCUGUGACAGCAGAUCAGAAACAGCCCAAUGCUCCCAGAAGCACAGACUCCCUGGCCAUGGAGCGUGAUGCCACUUACCAGAGGAAGCUGCGCCAGAAGCGGCUGCAGCAGCAGUUCCGGGAGCAGAUGGAGAAGAAGCAGCAGGUGCCAGGAGUUACUCCCAGCAGCAAACAGGCAAAAUCCGAUGCUCCUGCGAAGCACAGCACUCCAGCAGAAGUGCAACAGGAGCUGGCCAUAGAAGAGGAGUUCUUUGCAGAUGAUCCCGAACUUUGGGACAUUUCCUUGGAGAGCACUGACCUGAAGGUAACAGGUGCCAAAAUAUCAGAGCCCUCCCCAGCUGCCCAGCAGGCUCCUGAGACCCCCCGUGGCCAGCAGCAGACGAGCACUCGCUGCAGGACACCCCACAGGGGGACCCAGCACAGAGCUGCUGCCAGGCUGGCACAGCUGCAGCCCCCUGCUGCAGCCCCCGGCACCAGCUGUGCCCACCAGCACACCCCAGGGUGCAGCCCCCUCAGGAGAAGUCAGAGCUUGAAGAAAAGGAGACUGGAACCUACGUGA